This is a messenger RNA of Boleophthalmus pectinirostris (great blue-spotted mudskipper), 8156 nucleotides long. RefSeq names its product peripheral plasma membrane protein CASK. The transcript is spliced from 29 exons. Lineage: Eukaryota; Metazoa; Chordata; Actinopteri; Gobiiformes; Gobiidae. The record is from RefSeq and is a predicted model, not a curated record. Gene Ontology annotation, cellular component: cell-cell junction; plasma membrane; basolateral plasma membrane. Gene Ontology annotation, molecular function: ATP binding; protein kinase activity; signaling receptor binding. Gene Ontology annotation, biological process: protein phosphorylation; regulation of neurotransmitter secretion. The coding region runs from base 955 to 3777 and encodes 940 amino acids.
GGGUCUGGACACUCUGCGCAUGCGCGGAGGGGGGACACUGGACGCAACCGUUAGAAAAACCGAUUAGGAAACUGCGCUCCGAUCAUCCCCGCGCGCCGCCGCCAUUUUGGCUCAAACUCCCGUAGAAAACCAACGGCGGGGCUCCGUCGCUCCGGGAGCCAUUUUGGGGCUCAGUUUCCCGGAGCGUUGAGGGAGGAGCCGUGGGUUUCUGGAAGUCGGGGGGAGCCAGUCAAAGCCAGCCAGCCCAGCACCACCAGCAGCAGCAGCAUCUAUCUAUCCAUCCGAGGCGCUGGGGCUAAAGAAACCCGAUAUUAGUGUAUGAAAAGGCGGCUGAGGAGACCAAGGAGGAGCGGGCGCCGACAAGAUGCGGCUUCGUCCGGACUCGGGAAGCUAAAGCCCUAACGUGGUGUCAUUUAGCUUGGAUUAUUAGUGCUAUCGGCUGGGGAGCAAUUUCGAAACAAGACACCUGGUUAUUGCAUCGACUCCUGCUUGCGUUUUUUUUCCAAACCCCGACCCGAGCUAGCCAUUUUCACCAGGAGCAUCUCGGAACUCGGAUGCUGCCCGCUGGCUCCUUUACUACCUCCGCUGCUCGCCGCCGCCGCCGCCGCUACUUGUGGAAGAUGCACCGCAAAAACGAAGCGCUAGGUUAGCCCCAACAGCCGAAAACAUGCGAUGAAAGCCGUUUCGUGUGAUCUGUCGAGGAAAUUCUCCACGCCCUCGGGUCUGGAUGGUGCUUAUCUAGCUCGGAGGCCAGCCGUAGGAGCGCUGGGGACGGGAAGGUGGGGCGGCUGACAGCUAAUGAUGCUAACAGGCUAACUAUAUUGGAUGUCCAUUGCUUUUCCUCCUCUAUUUUCUCAGCACUGACAACAAAACUAUCAGAUUUCAACCAGUCUGCAAGAUUAACAUUCAGAUAUCCAAGGGGAAUUCUGCAAAAAAGGACUUAAAUUUUGCACCAUGGCAGACGACGACGUACUGUUUGAGGAUGUCUACGAGCUAUGCGAGGUCAUUGGGAAGGGUCCGUUCAGUGUGGUGCGCCGCUGCAUCAACAGAGACACGGGGCAGCAGUUUGCGGUGAAGAUCGUCGAUGUGGCCAGUUUUACCUCCAGCCCCGGACUCAGCACAGAAGAUCUGAAGAGAGAAGCGAGUAUCUGCCACAUGCUGAAACACCCUCACAUCGUGGAGCUGCUGGAGACGUACAGCUCAGAUGGGAUGCUCUACAUGGUCUUUGAAUUUAUGGACGGGGCAGACUUGUGUUUUGAGAUCGUGAAGAGGGCAGACGCGGGGUUCGUGUACAGUGAAGCAGUGGCCAGUCAUUACAUGAGACAGAUCUUAGAGGCUCUACGGUACUGCCACGACAACAACGUGAUCCACCGGGACGUCAAGCCUCACUGUGUGCUGCUGGCCUCCAAAGAGAACUCUGCUCCCGUGAAGCUCGGAGGGUUUGGGGUGGCCAUCCAGCUUGGGGAGUCCGGACUCGUGGCUGGAGGUCGUGUGGGUACUCCUCACUUCAUGGCCCCUGAGGUGGUGAAGAGAGAGCCCUACGGUAAACCUGUGGACGUGUGGGGCUGUGGCGUGAUCCUGUUCAUUCUUCUGUCCGGAUGUCUGCCCUUCUACGGCACCAAGGAGCGUCUGUUUGAGGCCAUCAUCAAGGGGAAAUAUAAGAUGAAUCCUCGUCAGUGGGCACACAUCUCGGAGAGCGCCAAAGACCUGGUCAGACGGAUGCUCAUGCUGGAUCCGGCCGAGAGGAUCACCGUGUAUGAAGCGCUCAACCACCCCUGGCUCAAGGAGAGGGACAGGUACGCCUACAAGAUCCACCUGCCCGAGACCGUGGAGCAGCUGAGGAAAUUCAACGCCAGGAGGAAGCUAAAGGGCGCCGUUUUGGCUGCAGUGUCAAGCCACAAGUUUAACUCUUAUUACGGCGACCCUCCCGAAGAACUGCACGACUUCACCGACGAUCCGACGUCAUCAGGACUUUUAGCUGCAGAAAGGGCAGUGUCUCAGGUGCUGGACAGUCUGGAGGAGAUCCACGCUCUGACCGACUGCAGCGAGAAGGACAUGGACUUUCUACACAGCGUCUUCCAGGACCAACAUCUGCACACACUACUAGACCUUUACGACAAAAUCAACACUCGGUCGUCGCCUCAGAUCAGAAAUCCUCCCAGUGACGGAGUUCAGAGGGCCAAAGAGGUGUUGGAAACUAUCUCGUGUUACCCUGAAAACAUGGAGGCCAAGGAGCUACGGCGAAUCCUCACCCAGCCUCACUUCAUGGCCCUGUUACAGACUCACGACGUAGUGGCCCAUGAGGUGUACAGUGACGAGGCUCUGCGCGUCACCCCUCCCCCCUCCUCCCCCUUUCUGAACGGAGACUCGCCCGACUCCACCUCCGCCGACAUGGACCUGGAGAACGUCACCAGGGUCAGACUGGUGCAGUUCCAGAAGAACACAGACGAACCUAUGGGCAUAACUCUAAAAAUGAACGAGCUGAACCACUGUAUCGUGGCCCGUAUCAUGCACGGAGGGAUGAUCCACAGACAGGGGACACUUCACGUAGGAGACGAGAUCAGAGAGAUCAAUGGAAUCAGCGUGGCCAAUCAGACGGUAGAACAGCUGCAGAAGAUGCUCAGGGAGAUGAGAGGAAGCAUCACCUUUAAGAUCGUCCCUAGUUACCGAUCGCAGUCCAUGUCCAUCGAGAAAGAGUCUCCGGAUGUUUCUCGUCAGUCUCCUGCGAACGGCCACGCCAGCGUCACCAGCUCUAUUCUGGAUCUGCCCUCGACUAUCCAACCGAAAGGGCGUCAGAUCACCAGAACGCCAGUCACAGAGCAAAAAAUGACUGUUAAGAUCUACGUGCGCGCCCAGUUUGAGUACGACCCCUCUAAAGACGACCUGAUCCCCUGUAAAGAGGCCGGAGUGAGGUUCAGAGUCGGCGAUAUCAUUCAAAUCAUUUCCAAAGACGAUCACAACUGGUGGCAAGGAAAACUGGAAAACACUAAAAACGGGACCGCCGGGCUCAUACCGUCACCGGAACUACAAGAAUGGCGUGUGGCUUGUAUCGCCAUGGAGAAAACCAAACAGGAGCAACAGGCCAGCUGCACCUGGUUUGGCAAAAAGAAGAAACAGUAUAAGGACAAGUAUCUGGCCAAGCACAACGCAGUGUUUGACCAACUAGACCUGGUCACGUACGAGGAGGUCGUCCGAGUGCCGUCAUUUAAAAGGAAAACUCUCGUACUACUUGGAGCUCAUGGAGUGGGCAGGAGGCACAUCAAGAACACACUGAUCGCCAAACACCCCGACCGCUUCGCCUACCCCAUCCCCCACACCACCCGACCUCCGAAAAAGGACGAGGAGAACGGGAAAAACUACUUCUUCGUGUCACAUGAUCAGAUGAUGCAGGACAUCAGCAACAACGACUACCUGGAGUACGGCAGCCACGAGGACGCCAUGUACGGGACCAGACUGGAGACGAUACGCCAGAUCCACGGGCAGGGCAUGGUCGCUAUACUCGACGUAGAGCCACAGGCUCUAAAGAUCUUGAGGACAGCAGAGUUCGCUCCUUUUGUCGUUUUCAUCGCCGCUCCGACCAUCACCCCGGGAAUGACCGAGGACGAUUCUCUGCAGCGACUCCAGAAAGAAUCCGAGCUGCUCCAGAAAACCUACGCCCACUACUUCGACCAAACCAUCAUCAACAACGAAAUCGACGAGACCAUCCGCCUGCUGGAAGAGGCCGUCGACCUGGUCUCCACCACCCCGCAGUGGGUCCCCGUCUCCUGGGUGUACUGACCUCCGACUCCCCCCCUCUCCCCCUCGGUCCCGGAGGUCCGACCAGACGACAGCCCACGACUCGAACGGAAAACGCCGCAAAAACCCGCUCAAAACGAUGAACUCUUCCCACGACGAGAGACCACUUCUAGAUCCUUGUACAUAUUAUAAAAAUUAUACAUAACAAUAUAUAAUUAUAAGUAUGGUUGUGCGUAUAGCCGUAAAAGCAGGGAGAGAAGCAGUCGUAGACACAUUUUUGUAAGUAUUUUUUAAUUUGAGCGUGAAGUUCGAAGGAUUGUAACAGCAAAAAGGCAAUAUAAGCAUGUGUACAACUGUCCCCUCGUAUUUUUAUUUUAUUUUUUUCUUCCGGCGACGAAUCCGAGAGAAGUUUAAGAGAAGCACAUAACGCGGAGGUGCAGCGGCGGUGUUGGCAAAAUGCAAAAAAAAAAAAAAAAAACGAAAAUAAAACCAAGAAAAGCACAUUUUUAGACAUUUUUGCGUUGGUUCUGUGGUACCCUGUUUUCGUUUUUUCGCUUUGUUUACAAGAUGGUUUGCACAAAACGGACACGUGUACAGCAUCUGCCGGCUCGUCAAUGCCUUUUCGGAAUCGCUGAACGGCUCCCGACGGAAAACUCUGAAGGAAUUUAAAAUAAAGACUCAAAGGCAGUGCGGACAACGGAGUAAAUAAUAAUAAUAAUAAUAAUAAUAAAAAGGUUUACCAAUCGCAAUCAGCCGCAAGUAGAAGCUGGAAAUGGAGCUAGAAUCAUAAAUACACUACUUUUUUUUUUUUUUACGUGGUUUUAAACGGUACUUUUGUGUUUAAAUGUUCGUGUUUCAGCGAGUCAUCUACCUCUGCUCUGCCCGUGCCGACUUUGCAAAUGUGUUUUAUGUCAGAUGCCCUCCCACAAGUGACGCGAUCAUGGGGAGUGAGAACUUAAGAUUGGAUAUUAAUGUUUGCUUUUUUGCUUUUUAAUCAGUUUUUAAAUAAGUUUUGAUCAGUUGAAUCAUUAAGUCCUGGUUUAGACCUGGUCUAGACCUGGUCUCGACCUGGUGUAGACCUGGUUUAGUUUUUGUCUAGUCCUCAUGACACUUUGAAAGCCAAAUAGUAGCUGCUUUUAUCACUAAAAUACAAUGAAUUCCACUUUAGGGACUAGUCCUGGUUUAGGCCCAAUUUAGGUUCAAGUCUAGUCUGGUUUUAGACCCAGUUUAGCCCUGGUUUAGUCCUGGUUUAGACCUGGUUUAGUCCUGGUUUAGCCCUGGUUUAGACCUGGUUUAGACCUGGUUUAGACCUGGUUUAAUCUUGGUUUAGACCUGGUUUAGAUCUGGUUCAGACCUGGUUUAAUCUUGGUUUAGACCUGGUUUAGACCUGGUAUAGACCUGGUUUAGACCCGGUUUAGACCCGGUUUAGACCUGGUAUAGACCUGGUUUAGACCCGGUUUAGACCUGGUAUAGACCUUUAGACCCAGUUUAGACCUGGUUUAGACCUGGUUUAGACCUGGUUUAGUCUUGGUUUAGUCUUGGUUUAGUCUUGGUCUAGUCCUGAUGACACUUUGAAAGCCAAAUAGUUGCUACUUUUAUCACUAAAAUACAAUGAAAAUACAAACAGACGUUAGGGACUAGUCCUGGUUUAGGCCCCAGUCUAGUCUGGUUUUAGACCUGGUUCAGUCUUUGUCUAGUUCUGAUGGUACAGAAGAUAAAUAUCUCACAGUAAUAUAUUAUAAUACACUCUCAGUACUUAUUCAAUGGUACAUGUUUCUGGCACUAGACCUGGUUUAGUCCUGGUCUAGUUCUGGUGGUACUCUUGGUGCUUAUCACUUUUAUCAUCCAUGUUUUGGGGAUUAUUCCUGGUUUAGUCCAGUCCCAGUUUAGUCUGGUUUGGGCUGAUUUAGACCUGGUUCUUACGGUACGUUAAAAUCAAAAUAUAUUACGAUACAAACACAUUUUAGGUUGAGUCCUGGAUCAGUCUCGAUUAAGUCUGGUUUUAGACCCGGUUUAGACCUGGUUUAGAUCUUAGUUUGGCCUCUGUGGUGCUGUGAAACCUGAAUAUCUCACAUGUCGACAACUUUUGGGGGACUAGCCUUGGUUUAGACCCAAGUAAGUCUGGUUUAGUCCUGGUUUAGUCCUGUAUUUGUCUGGAUUUAGUCUCGGUACAAUCAAUGCAUUUUUGUUACAGCUUAUACCAAUAAAAUGUAAUAAAUGACACUUUUGGGACUUGGUUUAGACGAGUCAAGUCCUGAUUUAGACCUGGUUUAGUCUUGUUUUAGUUUUUAUUGUUCUCUGAAAGUGAAAUCAACUCAUUUUCGUAACUUUUUCGCUCACAAACUCUACAUUUUUGCGUCUGAACUCCGUGUGAGGCGCCGUUUGCGAUUGGUAAACCGUGUAGUGUUUUUGAAUAGGAGGGCUGGACACGCUAAACCGUAGAGCCACUGUUUUCCUGUUGUUUGUACAAAGUGAGUAUUGUUUCGGACGGAGGGCGACGAUCUCUCCUGUGUAUGUUUAUCUGGUGUCUUAAAAGUUCAGAGCCAAUGUAAAAUACGAAACUUAAAAAGAGCUCAGUGUGUGAAACCCGCUUCGGUCGCUGCAAAAAAUCCACAAACAACGGCUUGAGUUGAACCGUUUUGACGAGAGUUUUGACUUGGACAUCCGCGUUUCGGUCGUUCUGAAUUCGUCCGGAAUGUUUCUCAGCGCGGCAUUAGACGUUCUUAUCGUCACGGAGACCAAACCGGGUCAAAUUAAACGUCAGAUCGGCGAAGAAAUGUGUUUUUCGAGGCGUUUUUCAGCUAUAAAACCACCUGCAAUUGAAUAAACGCGAAGUAGACGUGUUUAAAGUCACACUGCGGAACAUUCCAGGCAAAGCGACGGCGUAUCCAUGGAAACCCCCAACCCGAAAAGUUACACAGUGAGCCUUUAAAGCUGUAUUAACGCAAAUCUCUUCUCCAAAAUGGACUUUUCGCCGUGUUUCCUCAAGUUGUAUUUGGAGAGAUUUGUGUUUUAUUUUCAAGACGCCGUUUUGCCGAUCGACCCUCGUUUUCGCCUCGACGGAACGACGUACGCGCUUCGUUCUCGAGUUUUAUUUUCGUGAUCCGUGAUACGCGGAAAAUUCAGCAGCGUCGCGUCGUCGUUUGGUCCAAAUUCCGUCAGAUUCCAUUUUAUUCGGUUAAUCUGUAGUAAAAUCAGUGGACUUUUUUGGUUUAUUAAGUCGUUCUAGAUGAAUAUUGUGAUUUAAAAUGUCCAAAUUUUAACAGAAUGAUCCACUGGUGUCAGAUUAUAACUAAAAAGCACAAUAUGUCUGCUUUUAAAACGACAGACUUUGUGAUUUUUUGAGUCCGUGUACCGUUCGCUCUUUUGAAUUUCAACGAAAAACGAAAAAACUGUUUAUUUCAUUUUUACGUUUUAGUGUCAAACAAAAAAACAGAUUAACACUUCUAUUUUCAAUAUUUAAUUUAAAGUUUAUUUCACCAAAUAUUUCAAAACCAGUCUCGGUGUCUAUUUCAAUUUGGAUAUUUUAUUCUCUCUGGUUUAUUUGCCCCCGUUAGAAGGACUUAACCUGAAACAAUCGUUGCAGUUUCGUGAACAAACACAGUAGUGAAGCGUCACGUUUUAGAAAGUUCGGAGAGAACUAGAAUGAAAAUAUGUUUUAGUACAGAUCCAGGGUCGACUCUGCAGCAGAACGUCCGGGGCAAAUAAACCAGAGAGAAUAAAAUAUCCACAUUUUUAUCAAACCUUUAAAUUAAACAUUAGAAAUAGAGGUUGAAAUCUGUUUUUUUUUUGUUUUUUUGUGUGACACUAAAACGGAAAAAUUAAAUAACAAACCCAUUUUAUUGUUUUUCGUUCUUGAAAUUCAAACAAACAAACGGUACACGGACUUAAUAGUUGCGUACGUAGAUAUUAUAGAAAACGUGCAUUCGGUUUGGUCCCUGGUUCAAUUUCUAAAAAAAAAAUUUGAUGUUUCUGUGUGAGUUUACGUCUGGUUUCCCUUAUUGACCCAAAACACGCACGGUCAAGAGUCUAAUCGUCCGACUAAAGUACAAGUUUAACCCGGAGACACUGAAGGACGGGUCAAAUGCCGUCAAUAAUUAAAAAAUACGUAAAAAAUAAAAGUCAAAACUCGUCAAAUCCCGAUUCUCAAGUCUGUUAAACAUGUUUUUGCAGUGGAUCGGUCCCAUGUCACUGCUGCCCUUAAGAGUUUGUUGGUAUAAAACAUUAAACGUGAAUAUUCGAGCUGGAUUUUGCGACAUCGGCGGCGGCAAUGGCGACGACGACGUGGGAUCGAUCCGAACCGAAGCGAAAAAUUUUAAGUCCUGUGUAAAUGAAAUCUGCAAAUGACAACUUCAAAAUGAGACGUUGUUCUUUUGUUAUGUUGAUUUUUAAAAACAUAUAUUUGAUUUUAAGUGUUCAAA